AUGGCUAAAUUGACGUGGUUCAACAUUGCCAUCUGCCUGGUCGUCUCUUGGGGAGGAUUCUCCUAUGGCUUUGGCUUCGCCAUCUUUGUCACCAGCCUUGGACAGCCCAGCUUCUACGAGUACUUCGAUCUCGAUCCGACUACACCGCGAAGCAAGUCAAACCCCAUUCUCACCCUCGAGAUCCACAAGAGCCUAAUACUCUGCAGCAUUCUCGGAGCCAUCAAUGCACUCUUCAAUUUUGGGUUGGCCGUCGGUGCUCUGGCACAAGGGUGGCUGGUUGACGUGGUCGGGAGGAAGAAAGCCUUCUAUAUUGCGGCCAUAUCUUCCCUCGUGGGAGCCGCUCUGAUCACCAGUUCGACUGUGAUUGGUAUGCUCAUCGCAGUUCGUCUGCUGCACGGCUUUGGUCUGGGGAUGCUCAUCUGUCUUGUGCCACUUUACUUGACCGAGGUCGCACCUCCGCGCCACCGCGGUUCGCUCAGUGGACUGACAACGUUGAGCUUUGGCAUGGGAUAUCUCGUUUGUGCAUGGCUCUCCAUUGGCACCUAUUAUGCAAAAGAAUUCAACAUUCAGGUCCGGGUGCCGCUGGCGCUCGCUAUGGUCGGACCGCUCGCCCUCGUCGUUGGGCUGCCUUUCAUCCCUGAGUCCCCUCGAUACCUUUGCCUGAAGAACAGACCCAACGAGGCAUGGACAGUACUCCGCAGGAUCCAUCACGAUCCGGACGACGAGGCUGACUCGGCAGCUCAUGCCGAGUUUGUGCAAAUCACCAGACAGGUCGAAUUCGAGAAGGAGCAAAAGGCGGGAUACAUUGAAAUGUUCAGGAAGCCCUCGUGGCGGAAGAGGAGCUUGCUCGCGAUCUUUAUUCAGUCAGUUCUUCCUACACCGAUCCUGGAAUUCGGCUGA
Cladophialophora yegresii CBS 114405 is the source of this 900-nucleotide messenger RNA. RefSeq lists its product as uncharacterized. Gene Ontology annotation, biological process: transmembrane transport; carbohydrate transport. Gene Ontology annotation, cellular component: membrane. Lineage: Eukaryota; Fungi; Ascomycota; Eurotiomycetes; Chaetothyriales; Herpotrichiellaceae. The transcript has 4 exons. Gene Ontology annotation, molecular function: carbohydrate:proton symporter activity. The record is from RefSeq and is a predicted model, not a curated record. The coding region runs from base 1 to 900 and encodes 299 amino acids.